AACAUGCCAACAAGUCUUAGUUUGAAGAGAGUAUGUGCUGAAUUCGUGGAGAGUUCUGAGAUGACCAGAUUUAAGAGAUUCCAAGAUAUUCAACUUGUUGACAUCGGUUACUCUUGGAGUAUUACUGUUAGAAUUGAAGCAAAGUUCCCUUUCUAUCGAGACUCUCAGCGCUUCAUCCUCAUGGAUACUAUGGGUUGUAAAUUAGUGGGGAUCAUGAGUGGCCCUGAGACUGAGAGGUUCAACAGGUUAUUACAACAAGGACGUGACUACACUAUUCAUGAUGUCAGGUUCCAAAUUAAGCCGCACAGUGAGUUUCGAAAUAUUCAAAGCAAUUACGAGUGUAGGUUCGACCAUUUGACUACAGUGGAGCCUUGGAAAAUGCCCAUCCAGUUUCCAGUAUGCUCAAACCAUUUAACAUCCGUUCUUGAUGUGAUGCAUUGCCCUAGCAAGACCUAUAUAGACUUUGUAGGAAUUCUUGUGCACUGGGGGAAAAUUGAACGACCGCAUUCAGGGCUGUGUAGAGAGGUUGUCUUCAUGGAUAAGAGAUGUGAUCUGGUAGUUGUCAUAAUGUCAUGCAAAGUCUUGGCUGCACAUAAAAUAAAGUUGCAAAAUGCUGCCCUUGACAAUACUGUCGUUUUUGCAAGUAUGCUUAGGGUGAACCAUAUACAUAGGUGUUUAGAAACAUCUGAUUAUACGACUUUAGCAUUCAAUCCACCUCACCGUGCAGCGAACGAACUUCAGGGCAUCCGACAAGCGUUUGUUACAAAGGCGGAUACGACAUUCAUCAAUAGAUGUGUAGCAAGGCGGUGGAGCUAUUUGGCAACUGUAGUGUAAUAGUUAGUCGAUGGUAGCUUCACUAUACUUUACAUAACUUGAUGUAUAUAUUUGCAAUCUGUUACUGCAAGCUGCA
Molecule: messenger RNA, 910 nt
Organism: Sorghum bicolor (sorghum)
Lineage: Eukaryota; Viridiplantae; Streptophyta; Magnoliopsida; Poales; Poaceae
Exons: 7
Coding region: 4-834 (276 amino acids)
Source: RefSeq, a predicted model, not a curated record